Messenger RNA from Drosophila santomea, 4920 nucleotides. It is a transcript of the gene sNPF-R, whose product is annotated as prolactin-releasing peptide receptor. Gene Ontology annotation, molecular function: neuropeptide binding; neuropeptide Y receptor activity. Gene Ontology annotation, biological process: G protein-coupled receptor signaling pathway. The transcript has 3 exons. NCBI's taxonomy places the organism in Eukaryota, Metazoa, Arthropoda, Insecta, Diptera, Drosophilidae. The record is from RefSeq and is a predicted model, not a curated record. Bases 1007 to 2812 code for a protein of 601 amino acids. Gene Ontology annotation, cellular component: neuron projection; plasma membrane.
UUUACGUCUCAUCUCAGGGCGUAAACUGCCAUCCACUCAUCUGUGCAGAUAAUUGACGUGAAUCACUCAGCAUAUUGAAUCACUCCUAGAAAGUCACUCAAUUUCAGCUCGCCCACUCAGAUCCCUUGCAAUUGAGUGAGCGCAACGUUGCGUAUACGUAAUAAGCCGACGAUGCUGCAUAUAACGUAUACGCAGCGAGCGAAACGACUCAAGUUGCUCGGCUCCUCACGAGGUCUUAUCAGCAACUAACCUGUUGGUCGGCCGUUUAGCCGCACGAAGUUGGACCGUUCAGUUGCCAGUGAUUCUUCGUUGACGGCGGACGCGAAAGUCGGCAGUACAAUCCGGAAGAAAAUCCCAAAUAAGAUUUUCGAAUAGGGGAACAUUUUCUUCCGCGGAAGGCAAAGGAAACAUAUUUUCAUUGUGCGGUAAAGAACUGAUAGCGAAAGUGAGAGCGAGGCAGUGAAAGGGAGACCAAACAAGUGCCGAAACGUGCUCGAGUGCCUCCAUCCUUGCGGUUUUUGGUUUUUUGUUCGAGCCGUUUUCCCCUUCCAGUAUUUAUAUAUAUUUCGUAUACACAGUGUUGACACGUCGGCGGACGACAGCUUUCGGUUUUUAUUUAUACCCCCUGUUUAGUACUUUUUCCCGCGGCCAGCCGGGCCAAAACUUUUCGCCUUUCCGCUGUUUGCCUCAGUGCCCAACAAUAAUAUUUAACGUCCGAAGUGAGAGUUAAAGAUUAGCUUACUGGAAGCCAGUUUGAAAUUAAAUCAUCAAAUUAAAACAUUCGGGAGUGGGAGAACUGAACAGCUCAGUCAAUUAGCGAUGAGCGGAAUAUCGCACAAGGCUUUCUAAGCGGCCAAGUGCUUUUUGGCUAGGCCAUCGGGUAAGAAGCUCAAUUCCGGCGCCGACGGAAAUGGCCGCUUAAGUGGUGCGCAUCCGAACCGGAACCACCGGCAGCAAGUCGAGCACACAACCACCACUCAACUCAUUAACGCCGGGAGCCGUGAAGAUGGCCAACUUGAGCUGGCUGAGCACCACGGCCACCACCACUUCCUCCUCCAUCACCACCAGCCAGCUGCCAUUGGUCAGCACAACCAACUGGAGCCUAACGUCGCCGGGAACUACUAGUGCUAUCCUGGCGGAUGUGGCUGCAUCCGAUGACGACAGGAGCGGCGGGAUCAUCCACAACCAGUUCGUGCAAAUCUUCUUCUACGUCCUGUACGCCACGGUCUUUGUCCUGGGAGUCUUCGGAAAUGUGCUGGUUUGCUACGUGGUUCUAAGGAACCGGGCCAUGCAGACUGUGACAAAUAUAUUCAUCACGAAUCUCGCCCUGUCGGACAUAUUGCUGUGCGUCCUGGCGGUGCCGUUUACCCCGCUGUACACGUUCAUGGGUCGCUGGGCCUUCGGCCGGAGCUUGUGCCAUCUGGUGUCCUUUGCCCAGGGAUGCAGCAUCUACAUAUCCACGCUGACCCUCACCUCGAUUGCCAUCGAUCGGUACUUCGUGAUCAUAUACCCCUUCCAUCCGCGCAUGAAGCUCUCCACCUGCAUCGGGAUCAUAGUGAGCAUCUGGGUGAUAGCCCUGCUGGCCACCGUUCCCUACGGCAUGUACAUGAAGAUGACCAACGAGCUGGUGAACGGAACGCAGACUGGCAACGAGACCCUGGUGGAGGCCACUCUAAUGCUAAACGGAAGCUUCGUGGCCCAGGGAUCGGAAUUCAUCGAGGCGCCGGACGCCACCUCGGCCACACAGGCUUAUAUGCAGGUGAUGACCGCCGGUUCGGCGGGGCCGGAUAUGCCCUAUGUGCGGGUGUACUGUGAGGAGAACUGGCCAUCGGAGCAGUACAGGAAGGUGUUCGGGGCCAUCACCACCACUCUACAGUUUGUGCUGCCCUUCUUCAUCAUCUCGAUUUGCUAUGUGUGGAUAUCGGUGAAGCUGAACCAGCGGGCCAGGGCCAAGCCGGGAUCGAAAUCCUCGCGGCGGGAGGAGGCGGAUCGGGAUCGCAAGAAGCGCACCAACCGCAUGCUCAUCGCCAUGGUGGCGGUAUUCGGACUCAGCUGGCUACCCAUCAAUGUGGUCAACAUAUUCGAUGAUUUCGAUGACAAGUCCAACGAGUGGCGCUUCUACAUCCUCUUCUUCUUCGUGGCCCACUCGAUUGCCAUGAGCUCCACCUGCUACAAUCCCUUCCUGUACGCCUGGCUGAACGAGAACUUCCGCAAGGAGUUCAAGCACGUGCUGCCCUGCUUUAAUCCCUCGAACAACAACAUCAUCAACAUCACCAGGGGCUAUAAUCGGAGUGAUCGGAACACCUGUGGCCCGCGAUUGCAUCAUGGCAAGGGGGAUGGUGGACUGGGCGGUGGCAGUCUGGACGCCGACGACCAGGACGAGAACGGCAUCACCCAGGAGACGUGUCUGCCCAAGGAGAAGCUGCUGAUUAUCCCGAGGGAGCCGACCUACGGCAAUGGCACGGGUGCAGUGUCUCCCAUCCUCAGUGGACGCGGCAUUAACGCCGCCCUGGUACACGGUGGAGACCACCAGAUGCACCAGCUGCAGCCGUCACACCAUCAGCAAGUGGAGCUGACGAGGCGGAUCCGCAGGCGGACGGACGAGACGGACGGAGAUUACCUGGACUCCGGCGACGAGCAGACCGUGGAGGUGCGCUUCAGCGAGACGCCCUUCGUCAGCACGGAUAACACCACCGGGAUCAGCAUUCUCGAGACGAGUACGAGUCACUGCCCGGACUCCGAUGUGAUGGUUGAGCUCGGCGAGGAAAUCGCUGCAGGUGGUGGGGGAGAGCUGGGGAGACGAUUCAACUGAGAUAGGAUUUUCGAAACGCAUUUCUAAGCAACCGACGUGGACGGACUCUUAUUGAAUUGUGCUAGUAAUUCACGCCAAAAUAAUGCAGGGAAAUGCCAGCUGGAUUUCGGAAGUCCUUUUGUAAACCGCACUCAACAUGGAUGGACAGAAAAAUGCUGAUAAAUGGCAAAUCAAGUGACAACGAUGCCGAAAGGGAGGUUGUCUAGCAAUUGGCUGAAACAGCUACACAAGUCAUUGAUAUAAGAUGUGUGUACAUAUAGUAUAUACAUAUAUAUAUAUAUAUAUAUUUUAUGGCUGGAGUUGUCUGUGAGUGGGUGUAUUAAUGGAGUGUGCCGAGGGCAGAACUGCCGCUUUAUACUGCUAUUUUUUGCCGAAUUUUGCGCCGCCAUUCAAGCCGCGACAAUUGCUGGGCCAUUUCGCAUAUUUACAAUGCCUCGCAGGGUGAUUCCAACCGCUCCCCGAAGAACAGUUUGCCUUUGUCGCUUUCAAUUUGUACCUACCAACUGUCAGACUUUUGUCGUUUUGGUUUGGCUUUCGCCAGUCACACGGAAUUAAAUUUCGAGCGAGCUCUUUUAUCCCCAAUUGUGUGGAAAUAUGUCAGCUGCAACUCGUUUUUCUGGGCUCCUCAUCCGCAGAACAGAGGAACAAUAAUUUACCCGACUUCGAAAUGCAAACAUUCCCACGGCCGAUGGAGCACUAUAAGGCAAAAAAGCUGAAACGCGUAAGCUGACGUUGAUGAGAUUUGCACCAGGUCGUUGAAUUUGCGAGUCACGGAAACCAAAGUAAGGCUAACCAUUUUUUUGGGCACGGUUCAAUACUUGUUGAGUCGUUUUGCACAUGUACCAUGUCAAUCGUUGGAUUUUCCCCAUAUGUAUGUUCCGAACAAUCUUGCGUUAUUUUUCCCACCUUUCUCUUAAAUUCCGGCGAGGUGCUAUCCCCAUAUAUAGAGCACCAGGAGUGACACAGUAACUUUAACUGCUGGCAGUCUAGCGAAAAAUACAGUUGUAUCACGAAAUAUUUCGUAGCAAAUAAAAUGUGUCAGGUCAAAGACAGCCAUUCACUUAUUUAUAAGCUGCUCGACAUGCUUGUAAAGUAUUUCAGAGCAUAGGUAAAAUUAAAAGAAUUAUAGUAUUUAUUUAUGUAUAGGUAUUAAAAUGUAAGAAUAUCGACUAAGCGCAUCUAAUGCUAGAGUAAAAGGGAGUAUGAAAAUAAGUUGUCAAAAAUAUGGAGAUACUAAACCAAAAGUACGCAAAGUUGUGCUGACCAUGAGCCCCGCUUUUGAAAGUUUAAGUCUGGCUUUCAAAAACAAGUCACAUGAUUGGGUGUACUUUUGGUUUUUCCCGUUUUGAUCACAUAUUUCUACUGCGUAUACGUAAUUAUAGUUAAUGUUAGUCGGCGUUUAAAUGAACAAAGUUAACUGAUAAGAUUUUUCGGAAUACUCAAUGAUUGUUCGAUAAACAAAAGUUAAUUUAAGCUGGCAUUCAAGCACGAAAGGGUCUCAUGAAAGUAAUAAGAGUUUUCUAUAAAAACCGAUAAUGUAAACGAAAUUUGAUGAGUUAUUAGCUACAAUUUAAUGUUGGCUGUUGUAUCAAUGUAUUAUGAACGAAUAGGAGAAGUCAUGGAAACUUGUAAUGGCAUUUUAAUAGAUAAAGAAAGCGUUAUUAAAUCCAUAGGCCUAAGAAAAUAUUAGAAAUAUUUGAAACAAGAUCAUACAGCUUAGUAUUAACUAAAAGUGAAACUCAACUUAAGAUAGUACCUAAGUCAUUUUAAAAUGCGUUUUAAGCUAGGAAGGGAAAGCAUUUAAAUUAUUUGAUGUGAGUACGAAUAUCUUAAGCUAAAUGUUGUUAAUUCAACACCCACUAGUUAAGGGUUGUGUUUGUAGAGCGUAAAUGUUAAACAGGAAAAAGUACACAAUUGGAAACGAAAUUAAAUUGAUCAAUAUGAAACUUUAAACAAUAUGGAAGCUUCACUAAAAUCGCAUGUUAAAGAAACAUUUAUGUAAUAUAAAGGAGACACAGCUGAGUAUUAAUCUUAAAGUAAAAACUAUACUUGUAGCCGAAAAAGAUGUUUUAAAAUACGGAUUACCGACACACAAAUAAAUAAUGGAU